Molecule: messenger RNA, 3910 nt
Organism: Helicoverpa zea (corn earworm)
Lineage: Eukaryota; Metazoa; Arthropoda; Insecta; Lepidoptera; Noctuidae
Product: probable serine/threonine-protein kinase DDB_G0282963
Exons: 3
Coding region: 1-3276 (1091 amino acids)
Source: RefSeq, a predicted model, not a curated record
AUGCGCGAAGGCCGCGCUCCGGAACUAAGGGAAGCAGCGAAUUACGCGGGAACUGGCGUCGUCCUUAUCGAAUGUUGCUCAAUGGAAGGAAGCGUGGACGUCGAAGCCGCGGCAGCAGCGUCAGUAAUGGAGCGGACACCGCGCAGCGCGGCCGUGCGUCCCGGGGCUGCAGCCAGCAUGGGCCACACUCUCAGGUCAUUCGUGAUUUCUUUGGCAAUCGCGAUAGCAUUAACCAAUACCCCCGCCUGCGGCUUCACCAUACCUCGGUUACAAACCAAUUUGGAUUCAACAACAGAUUUGGAGACUGGAGAGAGCAGACAGCUGGAAGUGAAGUACGACUUGAAGACACUAAACGAUAGUAAAACCUUCGAUAUCAGUAGGACAAAAGGAGAUCUUGAACCCACUGUCAUAGCAAUCAAUUAUCACAAGAAAGCAGACAGUAAAAACAGCAGCAAUGAAAAGGAUAAUCAGAUACAGCCGAAUGCAAAUGAAACAAAAUCGAAUGUAGCAGCAGAUAGUACAAUAGAGAUGACAACUACAGCACUAUUCGCAAAUCAAAAUAAUACUGGAGAGUCUGAGAGAAGUCCGGAAUUUACAACACAAUCUAUCCUGCAGACCACACCGCUAUUUACUGAAGAUAUACCGGAAAAUGUAAUAGGUGUAAACAAAACGCAUGAAGUAAAUACGGGAAACGAUACCUCAAGAGCACAUGGUAAUAAUACUGGAAAUGGAAACAACAUUACCUCUUUGGAAACAAAAUUUAACAGUUCCUUAGAACAAACGGAACGCAAAGACACUCGUUCUAUAUUUGGUAAUGAAAAUAAAAUUAAGAACGAAAGCGAUAUCACUGAUCAGAACGCUAAUGAAACACACUUCAAAGAAGAUAAUACUAUUGCAAAGACCGACGCUCCUGCGACUUCCCCAUCUGACUAUAAAACAGAUGUCACAAAUGUCACGUUUGAUACUACAAUAACAGAAGCGACCACAACCAACAGUACGGAUGACAUUGCUACUACUGACGUCCAACCACUCACGCUGCCCUCUUGGAAAAAAUAUACAACGAUUGACAGAAAACGUACAAGCACUGAGGAAACUACAGCUCAGGACAAAGAUAUGGUACGAGAGGAAACCGCUCAAACCCGUAUAAGUCUUGAAAAAGUAUUUAAUAAUACACCGAUACCAUCUUUAGAAAAAUUCAAAAACGACCUCAUAAAUGCUCAAGAAUCAACGACUAUUAAACUUGACGUAACCAAUGCGACUGAAGUCAAUGUUUCGGAUAACCGUACAUCGACACCAUUUAUGUCAAAUGAAACUACAAAAUUGGAACUUGUGUCUAAAAGAGCUGGUUACAAGGAUAACAGAGAGACGACCACGGAGAAAACAGGAGAAGCUACGGCCUCUCUGUUCCCGCCCAAAGUUAGCGCGAAUGACACAGAAGUGUACAAUACCAUGUACGAGACGGAACCGAGCGAAGUUGAGGUGACAGAAAACAAGAAUGAUACAGUCCAUGAGUCGCAAAGUCAAUUGGCUGAGGACGCGAUCAAAGAAGAGUUAUUAAAGGAAGAAACGCUCAACGACAAUGAAGAGUAUGCAAAACGCUAUCAUGAAGAUGAACGUGUUACCUCGUCGAGAGGGAAACAAUCUAAACAAGGAACCAAUGCUGCCACUGAAGAUUCGCUUAGCGUCAAACCAAUUGGCCAGGAAAAAAAGAAAAACACUAUUUUAUAUCCAGUCAGCCCAAAUUAUAAACCACUUAAAAAGAUCGACGUGCAACCACCAAAACAAUUCAUUCGCGACCCAGAUGAUAACAGUUGGAGAAAUGAAAGCAUUAGUUCUCUAGGAAUUGUAUUCAAACCAAAAAAUGCUUCCAAAUCUUUCACACAGGUUCUGAAGAAUAAAACGGAAACUGAGUUGGGAAACAUGACAGAUAAUAAAGAUAGCAAAGACGAUGUUCCAGACUUAAGGGUCAGACUAGAAAAGAUUGCUGAAGUUAGAAAAUCUAAAAAGAAGAUCAAUAAGUAUGGCGAUACUGUGUACAGUGACUACGAGGAGUCUGUUGAGAACGCGAACAAUUCCAAGGAAGAUACGACCUCGCCUAUGAGUCCAGCUCUCGAUUUAUUCCCUAACUUCACUCCGCCCCCUACUCCUAAAACAAGCACCACCGAAUUUGAGCUCACAGUUAAUCCUAUAUCAGAAUUCGAUCUCUUCAAAGAAGACGUCACGACUCCAUUGACAACGACUAAGCCAAAGAAAUUUUAUAAUUUGGCAGAGUAUUACGAUGCAACAGAUGAAUAUGAUGCUGACUAUAUCAAUGCGCACAAAAUUGAUUUAAAGAAAUACACUCAGUCGCUGAAACCAAAGGACAACCACGUUACUCAACCACCGCAACCACUUCAUACAAAACCGAUGAAAGAAUAUCAACCUGAGAGGAAAGCAACUCUUCAGUACUUCCCACCUACGCAGAAAGUUGUUCAGAAAGUGAAUCUAAAUGAUUACGAUGGCGAUUUCGAUAGGAAAGUGAACUUGUACACUUUUAAAUCACCUCCUAAGACUAUGCCGCCUGCUUCCUUCGGCACAGUAUCUCCUAUUCGAACAGAAAAGUAUGAACAAGCAAACAAAGUAACGAUGAAGCCUCUCUACACGCCGAUGUAUCAAACUGAAAACAUGGACAAGAAUCUGUACUUGACGAACCCGUCGCGCGUCACCGACUCCCCCAGCGGGUUUGUGCCCAACGACGGUAAUUUCAACAGAGCCUCGUACGUCAUCAAACAUUACCGGGACUUCAUCAACGAGGCGGCGAAGGAGGGCGACGACGGCAAUGAGUAUCUGUACACGGAACCGCCCAUACGCGGGGUCACCGUCAACGAGCUCUCCAAGAUGACUACUCCCAAAGAUGUCGAGGACGAUUACGACUACGACGUGAAGUUCCGUAAGGACAUCAUUAACAGAUUCGUGGACAACUUCAACCAGAACAGUGAGCGGUUCAAGGUGGACUUCCCGAUCCUGUACAACAGCAGCGUGGUGCACCGGCAGGCGCCGCAGCAGGGCCGCGUGGCGUCGUCCACGGCGUUCAUGAAGCGGCUGUACGAGGUGCAGGCGCGGGGCGCGGGCGCGGGCGGUGCGGGGGGAGGGCGGCGGGCCUGCGAGCCGCACUGCGACAACAUGACGGUGGAGCUGUCGCCCGCCUACGAGCUGCACUACUACGUGCCCGACCAGGAGGAGAAGGAGGAGAUGGAGCAGCGCCCCGUCACGCUGCCCUACCGGUACCGGUUAUGAGCGGCACGGCAGUGACGCGGUGCCACACUCGGACUGAUCACGACUAUUAAGUUUAUUGGUGCUUAUCGUCGGUAACGAAUGGCGAAUGAUUGCCGGAGCGAAUAGUAAUUAUACAAACAACAAUAAUGAUAUCGCAAAUCAACUCGUUGUUAUAAAACUCGGUUGUUUCGUGAAACUGUGACAGAAUUGGGACUUUAUUGUUCAAUAAAAUGUAGCGUGUAUGAAGGCGGUGUACUGUAGCUUGUACUCAGGUAUGACCUGAAUCUAUUUAAAGGCCUGUAAACAGGUUUUGCGUGGAAAUAAAUGUAGUGACCAAACUGAUUUUGUACUUAAUUUUCUAUUCAUGUGGUGUGUAUUUCGAUUUAUUUUCUAGUUUCUUUGUUGUAAGAAUCUAGAAUAUGAAAUAUUUAAUUCAUUUUUGACUAUGUAUGUAUUCCACCAAAUUGCCAAAGAUGUUAUUUUUAUGAUAAUUGUGAAGAGGCUUCAUGUAAUUUUAAUGUUUACAAAAAUUAAAUUAUAUUAUUUUUCAACAAAAAUUUUACCUAAUUGGUGUCAUAUCAUGAUGGGACUGUAUAUUAGUGUUAAGAAAAUGUGAUACAUAGAAAAUCGGCUAGUGUGCUUAUAAAAAAAAUAA